This is a messenger RNA of Schistosoma curassoni, 2610 nucleotides long. The record is from the annotation of a GenBank genome assembly. Lineage: Eukaryota; Metazoa; Platyhelminthes; Trematoda; Strigeidida; Schistosomatidae.
AGGUCACUGUGCUCGCGCGGGCGCUUUGCUUGCUAACGGAAAAUGUUAAGAAGACAGUCUUACGUUAGUGCCUGGCUGACUAUCCUUAGACAAGCAUCUUCGUUUCGACAUCUCCCUCUCAAAGAAGUGGUCGCUGGAGUGUCUGGAACCACAUCGAGUACAAACACCUCUAAAAGUCCAACAAAUGCACCCCCACCUCCUCCAGUCCAACCUACUUCUCAACAAAUUGAAGUUUUGGUAGAUGGCAAACCAGUCACAUGUGAACCUGGUAUGACUAUUUUACAGGCAUGCGCUUUAGCUGGUGUACAGAUACCUCGAUUUUGCUAUCAUGAACGAUUAUCGAUUGCUGGCAAUUGUCGUAUGUGUUUAGUUGAAGUGGAAAAGUCGUUGAAACCUGUUGCUAGUUGUGCGAUGCCUGUAAUGCGUGGUAUGAGCAUUAAAACUGAUUCAGAAGUAACUCGUAAGGCACGUGAAGGUGUUAUGGAAUUUCUACUAGUCAAUCAUCCGUUGGAUUGUCCUAUUUGUGAUCAAGGUGGAGAAUGUGAUCUGCAGGAUCAAUCAAUGAAUUUUGGAUCGGAUCGUUCACGUUUUGUUGACAUUCGCUUUACUGGCAAACGUGCUGUUGAAGAUAAAAAUCUUGGUCCAUUAAUUAAAACCAUUAUGACUCGUUGUAUACACUGUACAAGAUGUGUAAGAUUCGCUAAUGAGAUAGCUGGUGUACCUGAUCUUGGGACUACUGGUCGUGGAAGUUCUCUCCAAAUUGGUACCUAUAUCGAUAAACCGUUCUUCAGUGAAUUGUCUGGUAAUGUUAUUGAUCUAUGUCCCGUUGGUGCUCUUACUUCUAAACCGUAUGCAUUUACUGCACGACCUUGGGAGACAAGACGUAUUGAAUCGAUCGAUGUAAUGGAUGCAUUGGGUGCAAACAUUGUAGUCUCUAUGCGUACAAAUCAAGUUUUAAGAAUAAUCCCAAGGUUGAACGAAGAUGUGAAUGAAGAAUGGUUAGCUGAUAAGUCUAGAUUCUCGUAUGAUGGCUUAAACAGACAACGGUUGGUUGUUCCAUUCUUAAAAAAAUCUGACAAAUUAAGCGAAAGUACAUGGGAAGAUGUAUUGAUUAAAAUUGCAGAAAAGUUACUUCCUAUACUUGGAUCAUCUGAAGGAAGUAUACCUCGAGCAAAUCAGGUGGCUGGGCUUGUCGGUCCAUUCGCUGAUGCCGAAUCAAUGAUAGCAUUGAAAGAUCUAAUUAAUCGAUUGAAUUCUGAAUUAGUUUGUACUGAAGAAAGUUUUCCAACAAAUAGUACGGAUCUACGUAGUAAUUAUUUAUUCAACAGUCGUAUUACUGGUAUAGAAGAUGCUGAUCUAGUAUUAUUAAUUGGUACUAAUCCACGUUUUGAGGCACCUUUGUUGAAUGCACGUCUACGCAAAUGUUGGAUACAUAACGAUUUGGAAGUCUUUUUAUUAGGUCCAAAAGUUGACUUAACUUAUGAUUAUGAACAUCUUGGUGAUCAACUUGAAACUUUACAGUCUUUAGCUGUUGGUAAACAUCCAUUGAAUAAGCGUUUAAAUUCUUCGUCCCACCCCAUAAUAAUUUUGGGAAGUGAAUGUUUACAACGUAAGGAUGCAGCGGCAAUUCAUAAUGCUGUACGUCGAAUUUCCGCCAAUUUAAAAGAAACGAAAAAAUUAGACUAUCAAGUGUUCAAUGUUCUUCAUCGUUAUGCAAGUCAAGUUGCCGCUCUAGACUUAGGUUACUCGUCAAACGUAGAAAUAAUCAAACAAAACAAACCAAAAAUUCUUUUCCUUCUGGGUGCUGAUCGUAAUCUUAUUACACGUCAAUAUUUAGCUCCCGAUAGUUUUAUAGUUUAUAUUGGUCAUCAUGGUGAUGCAGGUGCAUUAUUAGCUGAUGUCGUUUUACCUGGAGCUGCUUAUACUGAAAAAGAUGCUAUUUAUGCUAAUACCGAGGGACGUGCUCAACAAACUCGAUUAGCUGUAGUUCCACCUGGUUUGGGUCGAGAAGAUUGGAAAAUAUUUCGUGCUAUCUCUGAAGUAGUCGGUAUCACCUUGCCCUAUAAUGAUUUAAAUCAAAUUCGUUCGCGAAUCGGUCAAGUUGCUCCUGGUUUAUUAGAUUUAAAUACAAUUCAACCAUCACUCAAAGAAGUUCAAACAUUGGCUGAUAAUUUAUCCAAAAGUUCAAUUCAAACGAUGAAUACAAAUGAACCAAUUAAACUUAGUUUAUUAACACUAAAAGAUUAUUAUAUUACAGAUUGUAUUAGUCGAGCUUCUCAAACUAUGGCAAAAUGUGUGAAAGUUGUACAAGAGAAUGAAUAAAUAGCAAAAAUUAAUAAUAUACUGAAGAACAAUUAAACGUUAGUUCAAUUGUGUUUCCUUUGUUUGUUUUCUUCCCUAAAUUCUUCUAUUUCAUGUUUUAUUCUCUUCUUUUUUACACUUUAAACAAAAAAAUUAUCUGUAUUUUCACAAUUUUCUCAAUGUGUAGAAGUUUUCAAAAAAAAAAAAUAGUUAUUCUGAAUUUCAUAUAAACACGUUUUUUUUGAAAAAUGCAAUGAUUUAAUCUUGACUAGUAAAAUCUCUUUUUGAUGAUAUUAUGAUUAAUGAGUA